Spinacia oleracea (spinach) is the source of this 2727-nucleotide messenger RNA. RefSeq lists its product as uncharacterized. The transcript is spliced from 4 exons. Bases 1 to 1824 code for a protein of 607 amino acids. Gene Ontology annotation, biological process: DNA transposition. NCBI's taxonomy places the organism in Eukaryota, Viridiplantae, Streptophyta, Magnoliopsida, Caryophyllales, Amaranthaceae. Gene Ontology annotation, molecular function: DNA binding; zinc ion binding; transposase activity. The record is from RefSeq and is a predicted model, not a curated record.
AUGACUCAUCAACCAUAUGGGUCCAUCAAAUUAGAACCUUGGUUGAUCUUUCCAGACAAGUCCACUUUCCUAGAUGUUUUGAGGAGUUUUUGCAUACAAGAGGGGUUUGGACUAAGUGUUGAGAGGGCUGACAGUAAGAGGUACACUGCAGUGUGUGCAAUAGAAACUUGUGACUGGAGGAUACAUGCAAGUAAGAUGUUUGACAGUGUCAGUUGGGCUAUUAAGGGGAUCAGUGGGUGCCACAAAACUUGUGGGAGAUUGGAGGAGAACCCUGUGGUGACCUCUGAGUGGCUAUGUAAGAACAUGAUGAGUCUAAUUGAGGCCAACACUGAAAUUCCUGUUGAGACAUUGAGAAGGUAUGCACAGGAGACAUUUCAAUUGAGGGUUAAAAAGAGAUUGUUGUACAAAGUAAGGAGUAUGGCAGUAGAGAAGAUACAUGGUGGUUGGGCUGAGGCUUAUGAGUUGCUUCCUAGGUAUGCUGAGAUGAUUAAACAGACAAACCCAGGAAGUUAUGCACUGAUUUCAUGGGGUGCUACAAGUGGGGAUGUGAACCCCAAGUUCAGAGCUUGUUUCUUCUCCUUUGCUGCUCAAGUCAAGGGGCCUAUAAUUGGAAUAGAUGGGGCUCAUCUACGUGGGUUUUACAAGGGAAUCCUACUCACAGCUGUUGGCAUUGGUGGGAACAAUGAAAUAUUUGUUCUGGCUUAUGGGAUAGUGGACACUGAGAGCUGUGAUAGUUGGACACAUUUCAUGAGAUGCUUGAGGCGGAUGUUUGAGCAAGAGGGUUGCAACAAAGAUGAUUGGACCUUCAUCAGUGACAGGAUGAAGGGAGUUGACUUGGCAGUGAGAGAUACUUUUCCUAGAGCUACUAGGAGAGUUUGCUGCCAACACUUGUACAUGAAUUGCAAAAACAAUGGAUUUAGUGGAUCUGCUUUCUUCAAACUGUUUUGGAUAGCUGCAAAUGCACACAAUGAGUAUGUGUAUGGUAAAGCAUUAGAGAAGAUCACUGCUCAUGAUCCAAAUGCUGCUGCAUACUUGGACACAUGCCAGGAGCAGUGGUCCAGGCAUAUGUUUGACCCUGCUGUUUGUUGUGAUCACAACACAACAAACUUUGUGGAGUCAUUCAAUGCAUGCACAAAACCAUACAGAGACAUGCCUGUAUUCUCAUUGUUGGAAGCAAUCAGAAAGUGGUGUAUGGAGAGGGUUGGGGCAAGAUUUGACAUGGCAAUUGAUAUGGAGGAUGGUCAGUUGACUGAGUAUGCCAAGAAAGAGGUGGAUGAAAGAACAGGAGAGUCUAGGUUCUGCUAUGCUACAGCCUGUGGUGGGGGGGAAUUUGAGGUCAGAGAUGCACAUGUGAACUUCCCCAUCAGGUUAUCAACUAGAAGCUGUGGGUGUGGGAAGUGGCAAAUUUCUGGAAUCCCCUGCAAGCAUGCACUCAGGGUGAUUUAUGACCAAAGGCUGAACCCCAUUGAUUUUGUCUCCCCAUUCUUCAAGUCUGCUGCAUACAAGCUUACAUAUGCAGACCACAUUCACCCCAUGUCAGACCCAACACAGUGGCCUAACUUUUCUCUCCCUACCAUUCAGCCUCCAGUCAUCAAAAGACAAGCUGGCAGACCUGCUAAGAAGAGAAAGAGAGGACCAAAUGAACCCAGGAAGGGGAAGAGAAACAGCAAUGUGAAAUGUGGAAAGUGCAGGGAGUUUGGUCAUAACUCAAGGACAUGUAAGAAUGGAGGACCAAGCACUGGACCAAGCACUUCAGCAGCAGCAGGAGCAAGUACAUCACAAGGGGGUUCAAGGGGGAGGAAAAGAGCAAACACAGCAACUUAACCAUGCACAAAGUUAAAAGUUAGUCAGUUUUUGGUGAAUUGUAGGUGCACAAAGUUAAAAUAGCUUAGGCAAUUUACAAUUAGUAUCACUUUUUGGAAAGAACACAAUUGCUUAGACAAGAUGUUUUUGUGCAGUUUCAGUGGCAUUUGUCCACUUAGAAAUCAGUUUUUGUAAAGCUCAUAUGCUUAAACAAGUGAUGUUAUUGCUUGAAAUUUGUUACAACUCUACUUCAUUGCUAUCCAAAUUAGAAAUGCAAACAUUAUUACACCAAUUUUUAUUGCAAACUUGAAUUGUUGUUUCUGUUGUUUCAGUUUCUUCUUCAAUAGCUUCAACUCUUCAUGCAUUCCCCUGCUUCCUUCUUGCAUUCCCCUGUUUUCUUCUUGCAUUCCCCUGUUUUCAUCAGCUCUGUUUCCCUUGCUUUGAGCUUCAUCAAAUGUCUGCUCAACAAAACCUUUGCACCACUUGAAAUUAUCACAAGGAUCACACUUGUAGUAAAGCUUUUGCGGAUUUUUAGCCGUUUCCGAGCUCCUAAUUGCAAAUCUUCUCCCACAAUUGCAGUUUUUAUUUGGAACUCUUAGGUAUGACAAACUUGGGAUGGAAGAGGAUCCGGUUUUUGAAUUAGAACUCAUGGCUAUUUAGGAAAUAGAGGGCUAAACAUGGAGCAAGUCAAGUGAACAACAGCCUUACUUAUAGGCAGCAUGAACAUAACGGCUAUAUUGAAUUAAAACUAGCCGUUGGAUUCAAAUUAUGAAGUUUGGGUAUUUGGUGCAAAGAACUUUACAAAUAGGUGUAUACUAUGCAAAACCUUUAUAUUUAGGUGCAUUUUAUGAAUUUUAAACAUGACUUAACGGAGGACUAACGGAAAGUCAUAAUAGGGGUAUUUGGUGAACAGUUUUGAGUAAA